Molecule: messenger RNA, 2563 nt
Organism: Coregonus clupeaformis (lake whitefish)
Lineage: Eukaryota; Metazoa; Chordata; Actinopteri; Salmoniformes; Salmonidae
Product: coiled-coil domain-containing protein 106
Exons: 9
Coding region: 177-1409 (410 amino acids)
Cellular component (GO): nucleoplasm
Source: RefSeq, a predicted model, not a curated record
UUGGUACACGGUAGACUCUCCCUUAGGUAACCGGAAAUGAGGGCGAAGGACGUAAACAAGGCUUGUAAAAUAAACGCUAAAUUGUUAUUGUUCUAGCUAGGUACGAAAGUGCACAGAAUGAAUGGGAUUUACGUAUGAAAUACGGUGUUAUAACGACUGAAUAACGGGUGCACGAGAUGCAGGAGGGAAAUAUGAAUGAUGCUGUGCCUACCUCCAAGAACCACACAGGCUCCCACCCCAUGCAGACUCCGAAGAAUGAGGACGCCUAUGAAAUCUCCAUUCCCUUUGAGGAGAACAACUUUGAGCAGCAAGGCUUCUUCAACCAGAAUGAACAGAGUUUUGACGAGUCGCCCCCUCCCUCGGGCGCCCCCCCACCAGGCAGCUCGUACCUGCUGAUCACCAACCUGCGGACGCAGCUGCAGAUCUCCCUAGAGAAGAACUCGUGGCUGCACAAACGCAUCGAGGACCUGGAGGAGGAGAGGGACUUCCUGCGUUGCCAGCUGGACCGCUUCAUCUUCUCUACCAAGACCCAGGGCCAUCAGAACCAGGGCCCCAGCGAGAGCCAGUACAGCAACGGCUAUGACUCUAGACGUUUUGAAUGGAAGGCGAGGAGAGAGGGAGAACGGCCAGCUGAGCAGAAGUCCGAGCCACAGCGUUUCACCUCUCGUCAGAUAUUCCAGCGAAGACUCUCCCCCACUGCCAUGGCCCCACCCAAAAACCACACUUCCAGCACGAUAGCCAAUCAGAUGGCCGCGAUGAGCUCCAUGUUCAGCUCCGGGGCCUCCCAGACCCUCUUGCAGGGGCACAGCAGUGGCAGUAGCAGCACUAACAGAACCACCAUGAGUGACAUGAAUGCACACGGGAGUGUAGGGCCAGAUUCCCUGUCCCUCCUGGGGGAGGCCGAGGAGUUCCUGGAGCAGGAUGGCUACAUGAACGAGGAGGAAAUGAUUUCAGGAGAGGAAGUGAUGGCAGAGGGCAUGAGCAGCGGUGGGCACCCAGGGAUGAAGAGGAGGCGGGUCUUCCGAAUCACCAGGGAGAGGCAGAGAGUCAAAGACGCUGCAGGGGUGCUGUUCCGCUAUAAGAAGAUCCUGCUGACCUACCAGCGGCUGAAGAACAUGUCCAAGGCCUUCCAGAUUCACGGGGUGGACCGCAACACGGUGGCCUCCACCACGCCCAUCGCUGAGAUGCUGCUGGUGGCCCCGGAGAAGGUGGCGGAGGUGGGCGAGUUUGACUCGUCCAAGGAGAAGCUGCUGGACUACGCACGCCGCUGCUACAUCGCCCUGGACGAAGAGACACUCAGCAGGGUGCAGGCCCUGAAGAAGAACAACCUGCUACUACCCAUCUCCUACAGGUUGAAAGGAGGAGAGGAUUCUCUUAAAGAGAAGGAAACUGACACGACCACAAACUGAACAAAGCAAAGAAUAGCUGCACACUCUAUUGCUCCGAUUCAAACCUCUAGUAGAAUAAUUCCAGUGUUCCGUCAGAAAGCUUCCAGGUUCUGAAACAAAGGAAGUUAGCUAGCUGACUGACCACUGGUGUUGUGUCUGCAUCAGAACAACAGAAUAAGCAGAUACUCUUUGCUUUGGAAGAAGGAUGGGGCCAGUUUUGGGAACAGUGCUACUGAGAGGCUAAGCUGUUGUACCACAAAUACAUCACCUAGUUUUUUUUGCACCAGAAUAUAUUCUGUCACUUUAAAGUGCCACUGUAGCAUACAGUUGUGAGAUGUGUAAUUUGACUGAAGUGUGGUGCAGUGUAACAUCACAUACCCUUUGUACUGUUUUACGAAGAUUAGUUUUUUACUAUAAUUGUAGUAUGAUUUACUGUGCUGUUUCACUAUCAGUUGAGAUUUGUGCUUUAUUUUUCCAGUCCUCUACUGCAAUACUUUGUUUGCUUGGGAAUAAUUUAUUACAAAAAGAUUGCAUACUAUUAGGUUUAUCUUUUUUGUGUUCCAAUAAGCUCAGUGAUUUUCACAAAAGGGACAAAAUGCAAAAUGUUGAUUUUUAUUUGAACAUAUGUCUAUGUACAUCAAUAUCAAUCACCAGUUCCCCAUUACAAUUGCAUGUGAAAUUAACUCUUGUUGGUCAGUUGUUUUGACAGAGCUGUUGUUGAACUUAAUAAUGAUGUUAAAAAACAAUAGCAGUAGUAUUGGCAAUGGUGUAAUAUAGUGGUAUAUUGUGUGUUUUUUAUACAGUAUACUGGUACAAGGAAUUGCUGAGACCCCAGGGUACCUCUCACUUUAAACUUCAUGUCUUAGUUAUUCACAACACAAACUCACCCAUGGACAGGUAUCAGUGUGUACAACUGCUGAAAUCAUGUUAUGUUCCAACACCUUUUAUACGGGUCAGAGAUGUCAUUUUUACUUUAAUAAGGAACCAAUAAUUUAGUGAAAGAUGCAGUACAACCUGUAUCUUUUAAGAUACCGGUCUCUGUGUGUGCAGCGUUAAAAAAUGUUUAAUAUUGUAUCCUAUAUUCAAAAACUGAAAAUGUUUGGUUGAUUAUACAAAUUGUAUGGACUGUAAAAAUAGAAAUGCCAUUAAAGCAUUUGAUUUCUUUAAAAAAAUAA